ACAAAGCUCCCAGAACUGACAAAACCAGAUUUCCUCGUCGCUCAAGAAUACUAAAAGUUUCUCGAGAAAAUUCCCGUAUUUUCUGUCAAAUCAAAGACCCUUCCUACUCCUUUCAUAAACCCUAGAUGUCAACGUCAAGCCAACCUCAAUUCCGUUAUACCCAGACGCCAUCGAAGGUCCUCCAUCUCCGUAAUCUCCCAUGGGAGUGUUCGGAAGAGGAACUCGUCGAGCUCUGUAAACCCUUUGGGAAGAUCGUUAACACUAAGUGCAAUGUCGGCGCCAAUCGGAACCAAGCUUUUGUUGAAUUUGUAGACUUAAAUCAGGCUAUUUCGAUGGUUUCAUAUUAUGCUUCUUCAUCAGAGCCAGCACAGGUUCGUGGAAAAACUGUAUAUAUUCAAUAUUCAAACAGACAUGAAAUUGUCAACAACAAGGGUCCGGGAGAUACCCCAGGAAAUGUUUUGCUAGUUACCAUUGAAGGUGUGGAAGCUAAUGAUGUGACCAUUGAGACAAUUCACUUGGUAUUUUCUGCAUUUGGUUUUGUUCACAAAAUUGCUACAUUUGAAAAGGCUGCCGGAUUCCAGGCAUUAAUCCAAUUCACUGAUGCUGAAACUGCUUCUUCAGCGAGGGAUGCCUUGGAUGGUAGAAGUAUUCCCAGGUACUUGCUUCCAGCUCAUGUUACUUCUUGUCACCUGCGAAUCUCAUAUUCUGCACACACUGAUCUGAAUAUCAAGUUUCAGUCUCAUCGGAGCAGGGACUAUACCAACCCAUACCUUCCUGUUAAUCCAACUGCAAUGGAGGGUCUUAUGCAGCCUGUAGUUGGUCCAGAUGGAAAAAAGCAAGAACCUCAGAGUAAUGUGCUACUUGCUUCAAUUGAAAAUAUGCAGUAUGCUGUGACAGUAGAUGUUCUUCACACUGUAUUUUCUGCAUUUGGUGCGGUCCAAAAGAUUGCUAUAUUUGAGAAGAAUGGUGGAACACAGGCACUAAUUCAAUAUCCUGAUGUCAUGACCGCUGCUGUCGCCAAAGAAUCCUUAGAGGGACAUUGCAUAUAUGAUGGUGGCUAUUGUAAGCUUCAUCUAUCAUACUCUCGUCAUACUGAUCUCAAUGUAAAGGCUUACAGUGAUAAAAGUAGAGAUUACACGAUCCCGGACCUAAGUUUGCUUGCGACACAAGUUCCCGGUAUGCCUGCUGGUUCAAAUGCUUCAAAUGUUUGGCAGAAUCCUCAGAGUGCUCCACUGUACCCUGGGACUGACUAUGCAGCUUCAGCUGCAAUUCAAGCUCAACCCUCUGCGGGACAAGUCCCAGCAUGGGAUCCAAGUUUACAGGCUAGGCCACCAUACAGAUCUGUGCCCGGAACCGUUCCUGGUCAAGCUUAUCAACCGUCUGCAGUCUCUGGGUAUAUGAAUGCCGCACCACCUGCUGGUUCAUCACCCCUUUCCCUACCUGGCUUGGCUUCCAUGGGAAUGGCGCCACCAGGGGCAAAUGUUAGGACCGGUGGUGCACAACCUCCAGGUCAGCCUCCUUAUUACGGUCAAUGAUCAUUUUCUUUACGUCUCCCAAGUCGAAAUGAUUUGAAAUUAGAUCUCUUGGUAUGCAAAUCUCUCUGACCCUUUAAGUUAAAUUUUUGUUGGCUUUUCUUUUUGUACCUUUUUCUUAUAAUUCUGAAACCGUUUCCAUUGUUGGAUUUAAAAGGAGAUUACAUUCAAAUGAGUUGGUAAAUCAAAGU
Molecule: messenger RNA, 1723 nt
Organism: Hibiscus syriacus
Lineage: Eukaryota; Viridiplantae; Streptophyta; Magnoliopsida; Malvales; Malvaceae
Product: polypyrimidine tract-binding protein homolog 1-like
Exons: 10
Coding region: 126-1535 (469 amino acids)
Biological process (GO): regulation of RNA splicing
Cellular component (GO): nucleus
Molecular function (GO): mRNA binding
Source: RefSeq, a predicted model, not a curated record